Notothenia coriiceps (black rockcod) is the source of this 1245-nucleotide messenger RNA. RefSeq names its product ankyrin repeat and protein kinase domain-containing protein 1-like. The coding region runs from base 477 to 1163 and encodes 228 amino acids. Gene Ontology annotation, biological process: protein phosphorylation. Lineage: Eukaryota; Metazoa; Chordata; Actinopteri; Perciformes; Nototheniidae. The transcript is spliced from 6 exons. Gene Ontology annotation, molecular function: ATP binding; JUN kinase kinase kinase activity. The record is from RefSeq and is a predicted model, not a curated record.
CAUUUGAUUUUAGCACAGCCAGAGCUUGACACUAAUCCUCCAAAUGUGUUUCCAUAUUCUGCGGCUUUCUCGUUCGCAAAUGCAUGAGACUCAAGCUCCCGUGGUGCCACUGAUCGAUGUUUGAUCUGAAGGAUAAAUCCUGUGUAGGAUUAGACAGACCAGUGUGACAGAGUAGAUCUCUGUGCUCAAUGGAUUGCCUUGACAAGAUCCCCCAACGGGAGCAGUUCAGGGAAACUUCAAGAAUGGACGACUUGAGGCUGACUGGAUACAAGGUGGCAGAAUUCGAAUUUCGGUCAGCUGUACCAGGUCCAAGCUGAAGCUAAAGGAAAAAUGCUGCCUUGAAGAGCUUUUGACACACCUUAUGUGCAGCCAACUUUUACAGGAGAAUCAUAGAGGAGGCGCCCAACCUGGCAAAAGUGAAAUCCAGGUAUAUUGUGUCUAUAUAUGGACUGUGCAGUGAGGCGACUGCUGUGGUGAUGGAGCACAUGAGUAAUGGGUCGCUGAACAACCUCCUAGCCAGUCACACUUUGAUGUGGCCAAAGAAGUUUCAGAUGAUUCACGAGGUCUCUAUGGGAAUGAAUUUCCUUCACAGCUUGAACCCUCCGCUACUCCAUCUAAACCUCAAGACAUCCAACAUCCUACUAGAUGAUCAUCUCCAUGUCAAGAUAUCCGAUUUUGGUUUAAUCCACUGGAAAGAAGGCAUGAGCAAGAAGUUGUUUAUGGAGCAGCUGACAGUCCGAGGGAACAUAAGUUACAUUCCUCCAGAGACCUUCACUCAGUGUCCCGAUCCUCCAGGAACUUCCUUUGAUGUUUACAGCUCUGGAAUAGUGAUGUGGGAGAUUCUGACGCAGCAGAAACCAUAUGCAGGGUGCAGUGUGACCACAGUGCUCUUACAUGUGUCUCAGGGUAAGAGACCCAGUGUGGAGUUGAUGCCCGAAUCAAAGCCCCCUGAGUGUGAUCAGAUGAUCGGCAUCAUGAGGCAUUGCUGGGACCAGGAUCUCAGGAAGAGGCCCCAGUUCUCAGACACUGUGAGGGAGACAGAGGCCGUGAGUGACAUCCUGAAGAUCCCAGGACUAAUCCAAAGCCACCAAAAUGACGACAAGAGCCAGAAGUCAGAUUAUCCUUUGCUCUUUUCCCCGAUACACAAAGUAAGCCCUACUUGAUACUCUGCUUAAAUUCAACUGUAGUGUCUACUGUAUAUAAUCAAUUUUUGGCAUACUAAGCAGGUUUAUCUUAUCAUAAGGA